AACACACAUACAUUGGAUUGAAUAAACAUAUGUAUGUAUGUAUAGGUGGUUUUGGGAGGAAUUGGUGGUGAAUGGCCGGCUCAAUGGUUGCGAGGAAUUCAAAUCUGAAGCGGCUUGAAGUUGGAGAUGGAGUUGAAGGAAGCAAUUCUAGAAAGGAGAAGGAAAAGGAAAAGAAAAUGGCCAACUCCAAGCAGCACCCAUUGCUCCAAAUGAUAUUCGCUGCGGUGAUUGCCGGAAUCAUCUUCUCUUUCUUCUAUGUCUUCUCUGUCGUUUACUUCUCCUCACCUCACUCCACCACCACCUCCACCUCUAUCCUCACCUCCACCUGGUGGCUCCCUCGAUUUCCUUUUCAUUCUGAACGGGGUGGAAAGAAAUUGGUGAAACCCAUUUGGGAAGUUCCUCCUCCAGGAUCAGAGAGACCACCUCUGGAGACAUUCCGGUUGAGAAAAGAACUAGUUGAGGAAAGGGUGAAAGAUAACAUAAUUAUAGUCACAUUUGGUAACUAUGCCUUCUUGGAUUUUAUACUAUCAUGGGUUAAGCACUUGACCGAUUUGGGUCUACAAAACCUUCUUGUUGGUGCAAUGGACAUGAAAGUGUUGGAUGCUUUGUACUGGAAAGGCAUUCCAGUUUAUGACAUGGGUAGUAAUAUGACCACAUUAGAUCCUGGAUGGGGCUCACCAGCAUUUCAUAAAAUGGGGAGAGAAAAGGUUAUUCUAAUAGAUGCCAUCCUACCAUUUGGCUAUGAACUACUGAUGUGUGAUACAGAUAUGAUCUGGUUAAAGAACCCCCUUCCAUAUCUUUCACGUUUUCCUGAAGCAGAUGUGUUAACUUCAACGGAUGUACUUACAGCAACAUUUUCUGAUGACAGUUUGGACAACUGGAAAGAAGUUGGUAAUGCGUAUAAUAUAGGAAUUUUCCACUGGCGGCCAACAGAUUCUGCGAAGAAAUUGGCAAAAGAAUGGAAAGAUUUGGUUCUUGCUGAUGCCAAGUUAUGGGACCAACAAGGUUUUAAUGACAUUAUACGAAGGAAGUUGGGACCAUCUGUUGAUGAGGACAGUGGACUUGUAUAUGCUCAUGAUGGAAACCUCAAGUUGGGGCUUCUGCCAGCAAGUAUAUUUUGCAGUGGGCAUACUUAUUUUGUCCAGGCAAUGUAUCAACAACUCAGAUUGGAGCCGUAUGCCACGCACACCACAUAUCAAUUACAAGGAACUGCAGGAAAGCGUCACCGACUACGUGAAGCCAUGCUUUUUUAUGACCCACCAGAAUAUUAUAAUUCACCGGGGGGUUUGUUGACCUUUAAGCUAUCUAUUCCGAAGAUUUUAUUACUAGACGGGCAGCACAAUAUUGAAUCGCAUUUCGCUCUUGUUAACUACCAAACAAAGCAAAUAAGGACAGCUCUUGCUAUUGCUUCUUUGUUGAAUCGUACCCUGGUUAUGCCUCCACUAUGGUGCAGGUUCGAUAGUAUAUGGUUUCCACAUCCUGGAAUUGUAGCGGGGACUAUGACGAAACAACCUUUUCUCUGCCCUUUGGAUCAUGUAUUUGCGUUGAACACCAUGAUGGAGGAACUGCCAGAGGAGGAAUUUGGACCUGGGAUAAAUUGGAGGGAGUAUUCUUUCUUAGAUAAUCCAUCAUUACCCAAACAGGUUAAGGAGUCAUGGCUUGAUGUACAACUUUGUCAAGAAGAAUUGCCAAAUUGUCAGGUAUCAAACAGUACGAGUCAAUUGAGAGUGCUCAAAUUUCCCAAGCGCAGCAAUGAAGAAAGGUUCAAAACAGUAUUCUCCGCAUUCAAGGAUGUCAAAGUCAUUCAAUUCUCAUCAAUGCAAGAUGCCUUCCUAGGUUUCACCGACAAGAAAAGGGAGGAAAGAUUCAGGAAACGUGUGAAGCGGUACCUGGUUGCAUGGUGUUGUAUGGAAAAUCACAAUCCGGGCCACAUAUAUUAUGACAUGUAUUGGGAUGAAAAGCCCGGUUGGAAACCAAUUCCACCCCAAACUCCCAAAGAUGAUCAUCCACCUUGGUGAGGCAUACAGGAAUUUGAAAUAUAAUUUUGGAGUAGGAGAGGAUUUGUGGUUUUAGUAUACUAGUAAUAAAAGGAAUUUCGAUAUGUUUUUAUGCAUAUUUGAAAAGCAAAUUUAGAAGAGGAAGCAAAUCAUCUCGAGGUAGGCAAAAUCAUGUGAAGGAUUUUGCAGUGUUUAAAUUUCUAGUUUGUAUACCUUUGUUAACUGGAAACUCAGAAAUGUAAUCUUCAAUUUGGUUUU
Camellia sinensis is the source of this 2255-nucleotide messenger RNA. RefSeq names its product arabinosyltransferase XEG113. Lineage: Eukaryota; Viridiplantae; Streptophyta; Magnoliopsida; Ericales; Theaceae. Gene Ontology annotation, molecular function: arabinosyltransferase activity. Gene Ontology annotation, biological process: cell wall pectin biosynthetic process. The record is from RefSeq and is a predicted model, not a curated record. Gene Ontology annotation, cellular component: Golgi apparatus.